Messenger RNA from Penicillium subrubescens, 444 nucleotides. Its product is annotated as GFA family protein. The transcript has a single exon. NCBI's taxonomy places the organism in Eukaryota, Fungi, Ascomycota, Eurotiomycetes, Eurotiales, Aspergillaceae. Bases 1 to 444 code for a protein of 147 amino acids. The record is from RefSeq and is a predicted model, not a curated record. Gene Ontology annotation, molecular function: carbon-sulfur lyase activity.
AUGUCACAAACUCGAAUACGAGUAUCAUGGGGACCCUAUAACGAAGGCAAGAAACUAAAACACGUGGAUCCAGUCUCAACAUUGACUUAUACGUACAUCCAGGGACCAUGCUACUGUUUGUCCUGCCGCAAGAUUAGUGGCAGUACUAACACACUCAAUCUUCUGCUCCCAGAGGACAAGUUCAAAGUCAUUGCUGGCUCCGCUAAGAACUGGACUGGGACCCACGAGAGCGGCAAGAAGCUGACAGUCUACUUCUGUGGUGAUUGCGGAACGACUAUUUACAAGACACACGAGUUAUUCCCUGGGAUGGUUGUUAUCCUCGCGGGAACCUUGGACGAUCCACAGGGACUUGAACAGGCAAAGCCGAUGGUGGAAUUAUUCUCUAAGCACCGCGUGUCAUGGCUACCUGGGCUCAGUUGGACUGAACAAAAGGAGGAGUUCUAG